AUGUACGCCAAUAAUUCAUCAAGCCAUGGUAUUGGGCGAAUAAACAAGCCCCCAUAUAACUCCCAUGCAAGAGCGCAGGUCCAUCAUCAAGACCGGUCAAACGCAUUGCAUAAUAAUAGUAACAACAAUAAUGAGCAAUAUCAGUCGAGCUUGGAUCAUCAGCUCGCGAGUCAAGAGAAGAAACAGGCGUUUCGACGGAUAACGGACCAUGGGAAUAACAUGGCACGGUGGUACUUGGAGAAAUCCAUUGGCAAAAACACGAGGCACCAGCAGCCUAUUGGCGUGAUUAGACCCGAAAGCUCGUAUUUGAUAGACUUGUUGCCCACCAUGGCAUACUCCUCGAGCUUCAAUCGCAACAGAAAAAACAACAGGAACAAUAUGGCGAUUUUGGACUUGGAGACGAAAUUCGUGCAUUUGAGUUCGAGCAAAGUCAAGCAUAGCAUAAAUACAGUCAAGUGGACCCCAGAGGGGAGAAGGUUGUUGGUGGCGGCGCACUCUGGCGAAUUCACGUUGUGGAAUGGCAUGACUUUUAACUUUGAAACAAUUAUGCAAGCGCACGAGUCGCCCAUAUUGACGAUGCAGUACUCGAAUAACGACGAGUGGCUAUUAUCGGGCGAUCAAAAUGGUACUAUUAAGUACUGGCAGCCGAAUUUCAACAAUGUCAACAACAUUGCCGCGCAUUCCAAUGGUGUGCGCGACAUUGCCUUUUCUCCCAACGAUAGCAAAUUCUUGACGUGUGGAGAUGACUCCUUGGUCAAAAUUUGGAACUUCAACAAUGGCAAAGAAGAGAGAAGUUUAUCGGGCCACAAUUGGGAGGUCAAGAGUGCCGAUUGGCAUCGGGAGUUGGGGUUGAUUGUCAGUGGAUCCAAGGAUAACUUGGUCAAAUUAUGGGAUCCGCGCGUGGGCGAAUGUAUAGCUACCCUCCACGGCUUCAAACACACCGUCAACACCACCCGGUUCCAGCCAUGUGGCACCAAGAGACUCUUGGCGUCGGUGUCGCGAGAUCGGUCGUGUCGAGUGUUUGACUUGACCACCAUGAAAGAUAUGCUCGUGAUUCGUGAUUCCGAUACUGAUCUCUCGUGUUUGUCCUGGCACCCGCAGCACGCGUCGCUUUUAACCACGGCCGCGUUCAACGGGGCCAUCAACCACUAUUUGCUCAACUCGUAUAUCCCCAACUCCAACGACUCGAUCCCGAAACGGGCAACGUCGAACAUCACGUCUCAAACGCAGUCGAUCGAUGCGGUGCAAAAAAUCCCUUUUGCCCACGAGCGUGCUAUCCACGCGUUGGAGUACCACCCCAUGGGGCAUAUUUUGUGUUCUGCGGGCUCCGACAAAUCGGCGCGGUUCUGGUCGCGGGCUAGGCCUAAUGAUCCCAUGUCUUGGAGGGAUCCAGUUUACACUGACGAGAAGAAUGGCGCUUGGUAUUAUGCUGUGAAUAAUAACGUAAAUGCCGUGAUGGAAGACCCGGCGCAGGCGAAAUACGCGGCUGCUGCUGCCCCUGAUAAUGCCAAUGUCGCUGCUACUACUACUGUUACGACUGCUACUGCUGUGAGUGAUGUUGCGGGUGAUACAAGCAACGGGGCACCGGAUGCCGCUUCGCGUAGUGCCAGUGCUGCUCCUAAUUUGGAUGCAUCUGGAUCGGGUGCCGCCAGCGGCCACGAGCGCAAACCACAUUUACCUGGUUUAAGUAUACCGGGACUUAGCUCAUACAGUUGA
Molecule: messenger RNA, 1716 nt
Organism: Lodderomyces beijingensis
Lineage: Eukaryota; Fungi; Ascomycota; Pichiomycetes; Serinales; Debaryomycetaceae
Source: the annotation of a GenBank genome assembly